Danio rerio (zebrafish) is the source of this 3634-nucleotide messenger RNA. Lineage: Eukaryota; Metazoa; Chordata; Actinopteri; Cypriniformes; Danionidae. The record is from RefSeq and is a predicted model, not a curated record.
CCGAACCAGGAAGCUCUGCAGUUUAGGAAAGUGAAACUUAGGCCGCAUUAUUUGCCUUUCAGUCGUUGUUGAGGCUAACGUUACCUGUGAGAACGCACAAAAUGGCUGAAUCCAGUGUUUCUUUGGCUCAAGAUCAGUUCAACUGUUCAAUCUGUCUGGAUCUACUGAAGGAUCCAGUGGCCAUUCCCUGUGGACACAGUUACUGUAUGUGCUGUAUUUCAGGUUAUUGGGAUCAGGAUGAGCAGAAGGGAGUCUACAGCUGCCCUCAGUGCAGACAGACCUUCACUCCAAGACCUGCAUUAGGGAAAAAUACCAUGCUGGUUGAAGUGGUGGAGAAACUCAGGAAGAGAAAACUACAAGCUGCUCGUCCUGCUCAGUGUUACUCUGAAUCUGCAGAUGUGGAGUGUGAUGUUUGUACUGGAGACAAAAACAAAGCCACCAAGUCCUGUCUGAUGUGUCUGAACUCUUACUGCCAAAAUCAUCUUGAACAACAUGAGACUUUCUUUAAAAUUAAAAGACACAAUCUGAUGGACGCCACUGGACGACUGCAGGAGAUGAUCUGUCCUCAACAUGAGAAACUACUAGGUAUUUUUUGUCGUACUGAUAAGCGCUGUAUUUGUUAUCUGUGUACAAUGGAUGAACACAAAACCCACGACACUGUAUCAGCUGCAGCAGAGAGGACUGACAAACAGAAAUAUUUUGAAGAGACACUUAAGAAGAGAAUCAUGGAGAACCAGAAGGAGCGUGAGGAGCUAAGAGCGGCUCUAGAGUCUCACAAGCGCUCUGUACAGGCAACAGUGGAGGACACUGAGAGGAUCUUUACUGAGCUCAUCUGCUCCAUUGAGAGAACACGCUCAGAGGUGACACAAGUGAUCAGAGAUCAGGAAAAAGCUGCAGUGAGUGGAGCUGAAAGACGACUGAAGAAGCUAGAGCAGGAGAUUGAUGAUCUGAAGAGGAGAAACACUGAGCUGGAGCAGAUUUCAAACACAGAUAAUCACAUCCAUUUCCUCCAGAAUUUCCAGUCUUUCUCUGUUCCCCCUGAAUCUACAGACACCAGCAUCAGAUCUCGUCUCUCAUUUGAUGAUUUGGUAACGUUUGUCUCUCAGGUGAAAGAGAAACUGCAGCAGACUGUUAAACAAGAGCAAAAAAACAUAUUUCACAUAGUGAGACACAUCAAUGUGAUGCCAAGCCCUCAAAAUAAGAGCCGGAAUGACUUCCUACAAUAUUAUAAACGGUUCACCCUGGCUUCAAACACAGCUCAUGAAUCUCUCAAGCUGUCUGAGGGGAACAGAGUGGUGACUAGGGCGAAGAAUGCUCUUUUUAGUUUUCCUGACAUUUUUGAAGAUUUAACUCAGGUGUUGUGUAACGAGAGUGUGUCUGGAUGCUGUUACUGGGAGGUUGAGUGGAGCGGCAGAGGAAUGUGUGCAUCAGUGGCUUAUAAGAGCAUCAGCAGGAAGGGACCUGGAUAUGACUGUAGAUUUGGACAUAAUGAUCAGUCCUGGGGUUUGUACUUCUCUGACUUCAGUUGCUCAUUCUGGCACAAUAAUAUACACACUAAACUCCCAGGAGUGUCCAGCUCAUCUAGAAUAGGAGUGUAUGUGGAUCACAGUACAGGCACUCUGUCCUUCUACAGCGUCUCUGGCAGAAUGAGGCUCAUUCACAGAGUCUACACCACAUUCACUCAGCCGCUCUACCCUGGGUUUGGGGUUUGCCAUGAUUCACAAUUAAAAUUGUGCGAUUAAGCUUUUUUUUUUCUUCUUCAAAUUCUGUGCUUUUCCUUAAAGUUAAAAUGUUGCAAUCUCUUAAACUUACAGUUUUCUUUAUAGAUUACAGCAUGUCUAGUAAAUCUUUGACAAUUAUGAUCACAACAACCAUUCAGAUCUGCAUUUGACUUCCUGUAAAUAGUUAUGAAACAGGUCUUCAGUGUACAGUAGACUGUAUUAAGUCACAAAUAAAACUAUUAUUACAGAAAUGCCUGGAUAACAGUUUAUAGUUUGGAUAUAAGCACUGAUAUCUACCAUGAAAUCAAAGUAGAUUUGUUUGUUACGUGAAAGAAACUUGACACUUAAAAUUAAUGCUGCAAAAUAUAUCAUAAUAUGUAAAUCAACGUUGGAAUGUUGGGCACUUCUGCUCUACAUUGUUAUUUUUACAUUUGAUAAUUACAUUUCUGUUAUAGGGCUGCACAGUGGUGCAGUGGGUAGCAAGUUCGCCUCAACACAAGAAGGUCGCUGGUUCGAUCCGCGGCUGGAUCCGUUGGCGUUUCUGUGUGGAGUUUGCAUUUUUCUUCCCUUGUUCCUCCCUGUUUCCUCCAAGUGCUCCAGUUUCUCCCACAAGUCCAAAGACGUGGUACAGGUGAAUUGGGUAAGCUAAAUUGUGCAUAGUGUAUGUGUGUAAAUGAGUGUGUAUGGAUGUUUCCCAGAGAUGGGUUGCAGCUGGAAGGGCAUCUGCUGCGUAAAACAUGCUGGAUAAAUUGGCGGUUCAUUCCGCUGUGGCGGCCCAGAUUAAUAAAGGGACUAAGCUGAAAAGAAAAUCAAUGAAUGAUUUUCGGUUAUAAACUAUACAAUUUUUUGUAAAUUAGCAGUUUUCCUUAUUUUCUUUUUAAUUAUUAAUUUGGGCUUUUUCACCUUUUAUGGACAAAACAGUAUUCACCUUAUUCUUCACCGACUAGCGGGUGCAGCCAUUUUAAUCUUUUUGGCUCGAGACUUCUGGUCUUAUUCACUUCCAUUCAUUUUUAGACAUUAAAAACUGCUUGUUUCGCUGUUUGAUGUUGCAAACUGAUAUUUGCUUAUUAUAUUAUGCUACUCGGUCUGUAUAGUCAUGCAAACAUUUGUUUGUAGAGCAAGUAGUUUGACCGUUUUCUGCCGUUUAUUAUUCCUAGUUAUUUGUCCCAUAGGCAACUGAAUCGAAAGUUUUAAGACAAUCGCGAAAACAGGCGCACUUCCGCAUUUUAGAAUAAGUUCAAUAGAGUAUUGACAGAAAAGUGUGGGGAGCAGAGAGAGGGGAAGAAUCAGCAUAGGACGUCAAGGCAUAAAUUGAACUCAGGUCUCCGUGAGCAGGAGCGAAUAUGUCAACGCACUAACCACUACACCAUUGACGCCGACCAGUUUUCUUUAUUUCCUUUUAUGGGACCUUGAUCUUUCUUCAAACAAUUUUUAACCUUGAAAACCUUGAGCUCGAGGAUCUCCAAGUUCAGGGCUCUCUCCCUGGACAGCAUACCAAACACGCUCCAUAAUAAAUCAUCAGCUAAGGGCGAACUCUUGAAAUCACAUUUCAAAACCUGAUCUGAUAUUUGUUAGUGUAUAUGUAUGGCUUAUGUGUGCUGUUGUCAUUGUUUUAAAUGUAUACUAUAUGCUAUGUGUGGUUUUCUAUUAUUUUUAUUCUGUUAUAAUUUUCAUUUUACUGUUCAGCACUUUAGUCUGCUGCUCGCUGGUUGUAAAGUGCUUUAUAAAUAAAGUUAAAUGAAUGAAUGAAUUAAUCAGGUAUUAUUAGAAUUCUGUUCAGAAUCAUGUAAUAAUGGACUGUAUGUAAGAGCUGGAGAUGUUUAAAGACCUAUAAUCACAGUUACUGAACUAAUAAUUCAUGAUGUUUCCUUAAUGUAAAUAAAAAAAAUCACUCACUGCGGGAUUUCUGUGAA